GCCCCUUCGGCAAGAUGGCGGCGGCCGGGAGCCCCGCCGCUCCGCUGCCAGCCCCGCGGGCCCCGGCUCCGGGGCGCAAAGAGCUGCUCCCCGCCUCGCAUCCCACCCCGCGGCGGAAGAGGCGGCGGCAGGAGGAGGCUGCAGGUGCCGGCGCUGGGGGGCAGAAGAACCUGUGGGGCAGGCAUCUGCCCCCCGAGAUCCUGCUCCGCGUUUUCCAGGCUGCUGUGGGGCAGGAUGGGGCUGUCCCCAUCCUCUGCAGGGCUGCCCGCGUCUGUCGCCUGUGGAACCUGGUGGCCUCUGACCCCCACCUGUGGCAAAAGGUCUCACUUGGGGGGUACACUUGGGGGGCCCCAGCCCCACAGCGUCCCCCCAAAAGCCUGGCUCCCUUCUGUGAGUUGGCAAAGAGCAGGUUGCGGCUGCUGCGGGAGUUUGAGCUGCAGGGGUGGAAGAGCCAUGUGGGGCCCCUGCUGCAGGCUGUCUCCGCAGGCUGCCCCCAGCUCCAGUCGCUGUCCCUGUCCCGAUGUGGGGGGGUCCCGGCCCCACCCCCGCCCUGCCCCAACCUGCGGCGCCUGCAGCUGAGGCUGUGCCAGCUGGACCCUGCCCCCCUCCUUCCUUUCCUGACUCCCCUGGGUCCCCCCCUCCAAGAGCUGCUCCUGAGCUGUGACCCUCGAUGGGCCCCCCCCAUUCUACCUGCACUGGCUGGGGGUCUCUGCCCACAGCUGCAGCUCCUGGAGCUGGACACUGGGCCGGGGGGGAGCAGUGGCCUGGGCCCCCCCCUGCUGCUGCCGGUGGAGGGGCUGCAGGGAGCCUGUCCCCAGCUCAAGGUUCUCCGCCUCCUCAACGUCACCUUGGACCCUCGCCCCUGCCGCCAGCCCCCUUCUGUUGUCACCACCUCUAGUGGUGGUGGUGGUGCUGGUGGCAUCUCUGGUGGCUUCCCGCAGCUGCUGGAGUUGUCCCUGGCCAGCCCCGGGGGUGGCAGCGGCGUUGGGGACCUCCUGCUGUGGAGGCUCCUCCACAGGUCCCCCCAGCUGCGGCUGCUGGACCUGCGGGGCUGUGCCCGCGUCACCCCCCAGGGGCUGCUGGACCUGCCCUGCCAUGAGCUGGAGCGGCUCUACCUGGGGCUGCCCUGCGGCUCCGAGCGCGUCCCGCGAUUGGCUGAGGGCAGCGCUGGGCUGGCCCGGAAGUGGCGCCGGAGUUUGCAGGAGCUGGACCUGGCUGGACGCGACUUCGAGCCCGGAGACCUGGCCCAGGCCAUGGCCACCUUCAGCCACAACGCCCCACUGAGGUCCCUUAACUUGGCCGGCACCAAGGUCACUGCUGAAGCUCUCAGUGUCCUUCUGGCUACCUGCCCGGGGCUGUCCUACCUCAACCUGUCAUCAUGUCGCCGAUUGCCCAGGGGCACCAAGAGGGCUCAUCGAGGGUGUGAGGAGGUGACCAGGUGCUUGGAAGUGCUGGUUGGACACUGUCAUAGUGACCAGGAGAGCAACAGACACCAGGAGAACCAUGGCCACCAAGAGAUCUGUGGUGACCAGCAACCUCAAGGCCAGUAGGAGCCUCAUGGUCGCCAUGAUUUCCAUGGUGACCGAGAAAUCAAUGAGCCCAGAAGGCCCAUGGUGACCAAGAGCUGCAUGGCCACCUGGAGAUCUAUGAUGACCAGGAGCUCUAUAGUCAAGAGGAGAUGUGUGGCCAAUAGGAGAUCCACAGUGACCAGGAGACUCAUUGCCACCACAAGCUCCAUGGACCCAAGAGACCCACAACCACCAGGAGGUCCACAAUGUCCAGGAGGCCCAUGACCACCAUGAGUUUCAUGGUGACCAGGACAUGUACAGUGACCAGAAGCCCCAUGGUGACAAGGAGAGCUGUGGUCAGUAAGAGACACAUGGCCACCAGUAGACCCCUGACCAGAAGCCCUCCAAAACCCCUCCUGGGUUUGUGCCUCCUAGUUUGGACUUCCAGUUUUGUACCUCCCAGUUUUGUACCUUCCAGUUUGGAUCCUCACAUUUUGUACUUCCCAGUUUGGACCUCUCCAGUUCAGGCUCCCAGUCUGGGGGCAUCUCCCAGUAAAGCUUCUAAGCCAA
Molecule: messenger RNA, 2078 nt
Organism: Pogoniulus pusillus (Red-fronted tinkerbird)
Lineage: Eukaryota; Metazoa; Chordata; Aves; Piciformes; Lybiidae
Gene: FBXL6
Product: F-box and leucine rich repeat protein 6
Exons: 10
Coding region: 15-1550 (511 amino acids)
Biological process (GO): SCF-dependent proteasomal ubiquitin-dependent protein catabolic process
Cellular component (GO): SCF ubiquitin ligase complex
Molecular function (GO): protein binding
Source: RefSeq, a predicted model, not a curated record